Messenger RNA from Enterobius vermicularis (human pinworm), 578 nucleotides. NCBI's taxonomy places the organism in Eukaryota, Metazoa, Nematoda, Chromadorea, Rhabditida, Oxyuridae. The record is from the annotation of a GenBank genome assembly.
AUGUGCAACAGGCAGGAAGGAGAGAAGGAGAAUCAUAAUUAUCAAAAAGACACUGACUUUCACUAUGCAUCUAGGAAUGGUAUCAUUGAGGUGGCAGAGUUUUUCGUUGAAAGUGGAAAAGAUGUGAACGUGACCAAUAAAUACAAAGAAACUCCUUUACAUGCCGCAUCUGAGCAAGGUCAGAUAGAAAUGGUUCAGUUCUUAGUUGAAAAUGGAGCGGAAAUCGAUGCAGCAAAUGACUCACAACGAACUCCUUUGCACAUCGCAACUGAAAAUGAUCAGGUCGAAAUAGCUGAGUUUUUAAUAGAAAAUGGAGCAGAAAUCAACGCGAAAAACACCCAUCAGGAAACUCCCUUACAUGUAGCAUCUAAAAACGGUAAAAUCGAGUUAGUGAGGUUGUUAACUGAAAACGGGGCAGAUAUCAAUGAAAAAAGCGAUUUCCAGGUGAGAUUUAUUUUCCAAUAUUUUUUAAUUCUUCCACAUCAUUUUUUCACUUCCACAAUAAAUUUUAUUUCUACUGGACCUGUACGAAAAAAUAUAAAAAAAUUUCUUCUUUUUGUAAGUUUAUUACUCUGAAG